Molecule: messenger RNA, 2603 nt
Organism: Girardinichthys multiradiatus
Lineage: Eukaryota; Metazoa; Chordata; Actinopteri; Cyprinodontiformes; Goodeidae
Product: F-box only protein 40
Exons: 3
Coding region: 37-2076 (679 amino acids)
Cellular component (GO): cytoplasm
Molecular function (GO): zinc ion binding; protein binding; ubiquitin protein ligase activity
Source: RefSeq, a predicted model, not a curated record
GAACACAAGGCAACAGAAGAACAAAGGACAGAAGAAAUGAAAAUGGCAAAAGUCAUUCAUAAGCACUGUGACAACUGUUACAGUGUCCACUGUCAAGCCCCGGUGAAUCUUUCCAUCUCAUGUAUGGUCAUUAAGUGUCACAAACACUGUGGCGCCACCUUUCAUAUGUGUAAGCAAGAUGAGCACCAACUACUCUGUCCAUAUGAGAUGGUUCCUUGCCUGAAUGUUGACUUUGGCUGCCCGCUCACAAUGCUACGCCACAAGUUAGCCAAACACUUGGAGGUCUGCCCAGCCAGUGUUGUCUGCUGCUCUCAAGAGUGGAAUCGCUGGCCUGUUCAUGAAACAGACAUGACCUUUUACAGAAAAGUUUCAGAAAAUCUUCAACUAAACACGGAGACAAACCUUGACGUUGCUCUGGCUCUCAGGGAUCAAGCCCUGCUGUUUCAGUCCAUCAAAAUGAAAAACAUUUUUCCUGAGAUGAUGGAGGACCCUGUCUUUCAGAAUAUUUCCACUGGAGUUAACAGUCCUGUUAAGGAUGCCUUCUGCUCCUUAGAUUUUAGUGAAUUUACAGAAAAUGUCAGAGCAGAGAUGGAAGGAGUAGAAGUGAGUCAAGAAGAGAGAAAUGCUUUGGCAAAAAACGACAAUGUGGCAAGUACCAAAAAUUACAAUACAUGGGAGAGAAUAUUUAAGAAGGAGGACGGGUGCAACCAAGCUGUUAAAAACUUAAAUAAGGAAGGAAAAUGGGAAGAAAAAGAAGAACAAAAGUAUUUAAAUUGUGAGGUGGAAAAUAGAAACUCACAUAAGGGUGCAGUGAGUGAUACCAGAAAUAUGGAUGGUGCAACCGGCCUUGCGCCUUGGCAAGAUGGUGUCCUUGAAAGGUUGGGAAAAGAAGUCAAUAUUGCAGAAUAUAACAUGUACCUGGUGCACAAUGGGGCAAUGCUGAUUAACUUUGGUCAACUUGCUGCAUGCACGCCAAGAGAGAAGGACUUUGUUUACGGUAAUCUGGAGCCAAUCGAGGUUCAGACUGUCCGCUCAUUUAAUGUUCCUGCCAGCUAUCGAGCAAAGCGCAGUCACCUGAAGGACCCGUCACAUAAGGCCAAAACUGCACACCAGAGUGUGGAUACUGCCGAUUUGGGCUUGUCAAUUGAAGAUCUUCCCAAGUCUGAAGAGGUCAGUGCAACACUUCUGUGCUCACUCGAAAAGGAACUGAAGGGACAUUUCAUCUCAGAGAGUGCUACGACAGAUGGUCUUUAUGUAAAUAUAGGAACACAAACGUACAACUUUUCCUCUGCUCCCUUCAAAGCAGAUGCAUCCCUAGCCGAUGUCAUCGCAGAAAGACCUUGUGGUCUUUAUUUUGAUGUUGAAACUGAAUCUGUCACUAGAAGACACAACAAAAUGAGUUCAGCUUUCAGCUACAUAUGUGGCCACUCCUUUCGCCGUGAUGAGUACCAGUCUCAUUUCAGGAAUGCUCACUGUGACAUACAGGCCUCUCUAGGUGGCUGGUAUCAGCAGCGUUGCCCCUUAGCAUACCUCGGCUGUACUUUUUCCCAGAUAAGGUUUCAUCCUGCAGGUCAACAAGCUACAAUCAAAUAUUGCCAAGAUGUUAGCACCUUGGUAUUCCAGCCUCACAUCCCUGCAACCCUCGGAGAUGGUGGGAAAAGCUGGAGUCCUCGAAGAAGUGCUGAUUUCAAUGGCCUAAGCAGCCUUCCGCUUGAGAUCCUUCAGCAUAUUGCUGGUUACCUUGACAGUUUUACACUAUUGCAGUUAUCCCAGGUUUCUCAUCUGAUGAGAGAUGUUUGUGCCACACUGUUGCAGGAAAGAGGAAUGGUCCUCUUGGAGUGGAAGAAAAAGACAUACUCGCAUGGUGGAAGUUCAUGGAAAAGUCGGAAAAAAAUCUGGAGGUUCAGCUCUCUGUUUUCUGCAGUGGACCGCUGGAGCUUCAGUAAUGUUCCUUCCAUGUCGGAGCAUCUGAAAAGCUGCACCUUCUACCAGAGAGAGGAGCGCAGGGAGCCAGUGGCUCUGGCCUGUCUGAAAGAAGUCAGAGAAAGACAUGGCAAACUGAAGCAUGAAAGAUAAUCCUACAUCUUGGAGCACAGUGGGCGGACCACAGCAGGAGCAAUGUCAUGUUAGGAAUAACUGGAGAACCGGGCCUAUGCAUCUAUUGCUGUGUAAAAACUGUAAAUACCUAAGAAAAUGCUUAAUUUUCAAACAUCUCAUUUAAGAGUACAAAAUUAUGAAAUAACUAAUUUCAUUAAGUUUUAAGCAAAAACUACCCUCAGGUUUGUGAAAUAAAAGGAAUAGAAAGUGUUGCUGUUGACAGCUGUUUCAGUAUGGCAAGACUGACAUCCAGUGGAACAAAGCUGAAGUGCCUCAUCUGUGCAGAGGAUGAGGUCACAUUACAUAGUACAAAAACAGUUUGGAUAUCUGAUUCCAAGUUCUGUUACCAUAUAUAUUAGUUUAGAAACAAUGUUUUGUUUUCAACGAGUACCCUUGAUUAUUUUUUUUUUUUUAUUACUGCUGUGACUCUUUGACAAUACAAGAGCUUUAUGUUUCCAUGAAUUUAGAAGUAUACACUGUUUAAUAAAUUUACUGUUGUAGUCUGA